AUGGUCAAGCCUAUUUUGUCUAUCAAACUAAAAGAAUCGCACAGCUAUUAUUCCCAAGAUGAGACAAUUCCAUGCACCGUCAGUUUUAAAUCAGAGAAAGUGCUCAAAGAAGGGUUUAUCCGUAUCCAGUUCAUAGGUCGCAGUAGCUCCUACUGCAAUGGAAGUCGACAACAUCUAAACAGCAUCUUUUCUGUGGAGAAGGAAAUCAAGAUCGAUGAAUGGAAUAAUGCUGCAAAUAUCAAGAAAAUGCAUCAGGUGGACUUUACUGUAGAAGUCCCAAAUGGUAAAGAGAUUCCCAGUUAUCGAAAUCUGGAGGGAAGCGAUGGCGGCAAGAUCGAAUACAUGAUUGAAGCAAGUUUAGAAACUCCAGGAGGAUUGUUCAAAAAGUCAAAUGUGCUAGCAAAUCAUAUCAUUCAGGUACCAUUGAUUGCCAAAGUCAACAUUACCGAAAAUGGAUUAGAAAGACACCGAGAGAGCUCUAUUCGUUGGCCCAAGAUUGAAGAGAAUAUCAAUACAUGUGCGUUAUCAGCGAAGAUUCCUCAUGAAGGAUAUGUUCGAGGGAAAGAGGUGCCUGUGCGUGUUGACUAUCAACAACCUGAGCAUUUUGAGGCCGUUCAAUCCAUCAAAGUUGCCUUGAUUCAACAGGAGAUCAUUGCUUCUAGCAAAGACAAAAUCCCUGAAAUGACCAAACAGCUACCCGAUAGAAUUAUCAAGACUGAGGAUAAGCCAGUAACGAUGGCUAAGGUCAUGUACUACCCACAAUUACUCACUGUGAGCAGUCUUAUCAUGAUCACUAUACCAUCCAACGCUACACCUACUAUUGGUGGCACCAUAGCUAAAGUGAUGAGAGUGGACUACAAGAUUCGUGUCACGGUGCAUAUUAGAGGUGCAGAGAACAGCAAAGAAAAAGAGUUGAAUGUGAAUCUACCAUUGGUGGUAGGCACAGCUGGCCAACAUCCCGUCUUACUUGACAGUGGUGUAGAUACAACGAGACAUAAUGAGACCUAUACCAUGUCAUACAACCCAUACAGCAGCCCUUACCCGCCUUUGAACAUGAAUGCACCGUAUCCUCCCAAUGGAGGCGGAUUCCAAAUGCCAGAUCCAUUCCAAAUGCCUCAACAGCCAUACCCUCCUGCACCAUAUCCACACUUCAUGCUCAAUCCUCAGCACAUACCAUUUACCGGUGCCAGCAACGCAAGUGAUUAUGAAGGUGGUAUGCCUGUUCCCCAGUUCUCUACGUCCGAGCAGGCUCUCUCUACAGCUGCUAGUCCUGUCAUCGAUCAAACCAAGAUUCCUGUGUAUCCAUCAGUCGCAUUAAGUUCUCAGUUGAGCACGCUGUCAGUCUCUACCAACCCCUUUUCAGCCACUGCUCAUGCUGGCAACACGCCGUAUCCACUUGUUAUCACAGACAAAGCGCCUACUUCCACGCCUACAAAGGCAGGCAACAUGCCAUUCUCUCCAACAUACGAAAAAAAGACAGACACAGAGACAUUGGCAUCGUCAUUGAGUCGAGAAUCUACUCGCUCCACAGCUCAUAGCAGCAGUACUGCAAGCCAUUCCUUGUAUCCUCCUCCCUCGCUCCUCUCUAUCGACAAGCCAAAUACACCAACACCGCCGCAAACACCAGCUGUCAUCAAUAGAAAUAUAUCGCAGCAAAAGCCUACCUCUCGACAAAUUGAAGGCGGGCCCUCUUACCAUAGUGGCGUAUCUGUGAUUGACGAUGUUUUUUAUUCUUCGUCUCCACCUCAAGCAAGUCAUAUAGCCACCAGAAUUGACCCUUUAGAGGGCACCAUUGUGUUGUCGAAUGUAAGCACUAAAUAA
Molecule: messenger RNA, 1821 nt
Organism: Mucor velutinosus
Lineage: Eukaryota; Fungi; Mucoromycota; Mucoromycetes; Mucorales; Mucoraceae
Exons: 3
Coding region: 1-1821 (606 amino acids)
Source: RefSeq, a predicted model, not a curated record